Molecule: messenger RNA, 435 nt
Organism: Rotaria sp. Silwood2
Lineage: Eukaryota; Metazoa; Rotifera; Eurotatoria; Philodinida; Philodinidae
Source: the annotation of a GenBank genome assembly
AUGAAUAAUCGUAUACGAGAAUUACAACAAAAUCUUAUUGAAAUUGAACAACAUAUUGAUAAAAUUCAAACUAAAAUUAAUAAUUAUCAACAAAUAUCAAUAGAACAUUUAACAGAAAUCGGUACAAUUAAAAUUGCUAUUGAAUCAAUGUUUGAUUUAGUUCCAGGUGAAGAUGAUAUAUCAUAUACAAUUCAAAUGAUAAGCAUUAAUGAAUCAAAUACUUCUCAACCACGUAAUAGUAUAUCACCAAACAGAUCAUCAAUAUCAAUGAUAUCAAAUAAUAAAGGAAGAAAAAGUAGUACAUUCCGAACAUCUAUAUCAAAAUUACGAAAAAGUAUUGAUAUACAAUUACGAUCAUUAACAACUCAAAGUACACGUACUAAUUUCAAAUUAACUAAUGAACAGUAUAAUAAUGAUAAAAUACUUUUUUUCUGA